AUGAGAGCACCUAUGCCCCAGAAAGAGCAGGCUCCCAGGAUGGACACCUCGCCCCCUGAAGAACGGUUAGAGAAGCAAAAUGAAAAACUGAAAAACGAGGAAGAGGAGAUGGAGUUUAAGGAACUGGACGAUCUGAGGGAAGCCUUGGCAAACCUCCGGGGACUGUCAGAGGAGGAGAGGAGCGAGAAGGCUAUGCUUAGCUCCCGCAUUGAAGAUCAGUCCCAGCUCAUCUGCAUCCUGAAGCGGAGGUCAGAUGAGGCCCUGGAGCGCUGCCAGAUCCUAGACCUACUCAAUGCAGAGCUGGAGGAGAAGAUGAUGCAGGAGGCUGAGAAGCUCAAGGCCCAGGGUGAGUACACUGGGAAGCUAGAGGAACGCUUUAUGACCCUAGCAGCCAACCACGAGUUGAUGAUCCGCUUCAAGGAUGAAUACAAGAGUGAGAACAUCAAGCUGAGGAAGGAGAAUGAGAAACUGAGGCUGGAGAAUAGCAGCCUCUUCAGCCAGGCUCUGAAGGAUGAGGAGGCAAAAGUAUUACAGCUCACAGUCCGGUGUGAGGCCCUCACUGGGGAGCUAGAAACGCUGAAGGAGAGGUGUGCUCAGGUUGCCUGCCAGGCUCAGGCUCGGGAGAAGGAGCUGCUGGAGCUACAGAGCCAGCAGGCCUGCACCCACACCAAGGAGACAGAACAGCUGCGCAGCCAGCUGCAGACUCUCAAGCAGCAGCACCAGCAGGCUGUGGAGCAGAUGGCUAAGGCAGAGGAGACACACAGCAGCCUAAGCCAGGAGCUGCAGGCCAGGCUGCAGACCGUCACUAGAGAGAAAGAGGAGUUGCUGCAGCUGUCCAUGGAAAGGGGCAAAGUGCUUCAGAACAAACAGGCAGAGAUCCGCCAGCUUGAGGAAAAGUUGGAGAUAGCAAAUGAGGGCAGGAAGCAUGCGCUGGAGCGGUUUAAGCAAGAGGCAGUGGCUGUGGACAGCAACUUGAGAGUCAGGGAGCUUCAGUGCAAAGUAGAUGGGAUCCAGAAGGCCUACGAUGAACUCAGGCUGCAGUCUGAAGCCUUCAAAAAGCACAGCCUGGAUCUUUUAAGCAAGGAGAGAGAACUCAAUGGCAAACUCCGCCAUCUCUUUCCAUAA
Rhinopithecus roxellana (golden snub-nosed monkey) is the source of this 1125-nucleotide messenger RNA. It is a transcript of the gene CCDC89, whose product is annotated as coiled-coil domain containing 89. NCBI's taxonomy places the organism in Eukaryota, Metazoa, Chordata, Mammalia, Primates, Cercopithecidae. The record is from RefSeq and is a predicted model, not a curated record.